GUUACGCAAACACAAUCAUGUAUAAUCGUGAUCAUUAAUCAAAUAAUCAAUUAAAAAGCGUCAUGUUUCUGGCCCUCUAGAAACCACAAUAAAACCGCAUUUUACGAUUUUUUUAUCGAAACAUUUAAUUUUUAAAACCUCGACACUGUUCCAAACCGAUCGAACAAAGUGAAAAAAUCACAGUGACCUUGACAUUGAAAAUUUCGGCUAAAAAUCGCCACCAGAAUCGGGAAAUUUGCACCUCUCAAAGAAUUUGAUGUCACGUAAUCUCUAGACGGUGUAAUUAAGUCUAGUCGACCUUCAUACACAUAUCUGUGCACAAUAAUAAUUAUUAUCACUCCAUACAAUUGUGAGAAUAAUUUUUUUCGGGUUUGCCAAACCCCUAUUUAGGCCUCCAUUUCGUGCCAACUCUCCAGUGACAAAAUGGAGCCAUGGAUGAAAAUCUCUCUCCAUUUGUGCGUUUUUGGUUUCUUGAAAGAAAUCCGCCCUUCGGAGCCCUUCAUUUACGACUACUUGAUCGGCCCUUGGCGCAACCUCACUGAAGAUGAAGUGACGAAACAGGUCUAUCCUGUGGGAACCUACGCCAACAUGAUCCUCCUAGUCCUGGUGUUCCUCAUCACUGAUAUCUGCCGCUACAAGCCACUGAUUGUAGUCUUGGGCCUUUCGGGAAUCGCCGUUUGGGCAAUGCUUAUCUGGACUACAAGUCUUUUCAGUCUACAAGUCCUUGAAGUAAUUUAUGGCAUGUUUUGUGCCUCCGAAGUGGCAUACUAUACUUAUAUUUAUGCAAAAGUCGACAAAGAGCACUACCAGAAAGUGACGUCACACACCAGAGGCGCCAUCUUAGCCGGACGCGCCAUUUCAGGGAUCAGUUCCCAGGUUUUAGUCUCGACAAAAUGGAUGGACUUCAAAGAAUUGAACUACAUCACGUUUGCUGCGGUGAGUUUGGCAACCCUGUGGGCUCUGUUUCUCCCCAGCGUUGACCGAAGUCUGUACUUUCACUCCGACGCUCAGAAUCGGAAGUUUUCGGCAAAAGUCGGCUCGGCUUUUACCCUAAUGCGGAGCCAUUUUAUGGACGCUUUUACCAACAGUCACGUGGUUAAAUGGUCGGCUUGGUGGGCACUUUCCACCUGUGGUUACGUGCAAAUUGAAACCUACAUGCAACCACUUUACUCCGCCGUGCAACAUUCCAACGAAACGGCCUACAAUGGCGCCGUGGAGGCCAUUUUGACGCUGUCCGGCUUCCUGGUCGCGCUUCUGGCGGGCUAUUUGAAAUUUAAUUGGGAAGUUAAAGGAGAGUUAACUCUCGGUGUAUUUUCCUUGGUUCAGGGCGUUCUAAUGGUUGUGAUUUCGCAAACUGAUUACAUUUUUUUGUGUUAUGCGUUUUAUAUCGUGUUCGGGAUUUUGUAUCAUUUUAUGGUGACGAUAGCAAGUGCGCAAAUUGCUAAAGUUAUCGAUGAGGAUAGUUAUGGUUUGAUUUUUGGGCUAAAUACGUUUUUUGCUCUAGUUUGUAAUUCGAUUUUGACGGUGUUGGUGGCCACUGAAGGGGUCGGGUUUGCGUUGGAUGCGAGGGGGCAGUAUGUGGUGUAUGGGGGCUAUCAUUUGGCCAUUGCGCUCGUUUUUGUGAUCAUGGGGCUAAGGACGUGUUUUGGGAGUCGCGGGGUGGGGGAAAGUUGUGAUAAUAUUGUCGAUAAAGCGCCAGACGCUUAAUAAUUAAUAAAGCAUAUAAAAAUUA
Molecule: messenger RNA, 1732 nt
Organism: Tribolium castaneum (red flour beetle)
Lineage: Eukaryota; Metazoa; Arthropoda; Insecta; Coleoptera; Tenebrionidae
Product: thiamine transporter 1
Exons: 4
Coding region: 424-1707 (427 amino acids)
Biological process (GO): transmembrane transport; vitamin transport
Cellular component (GO): plasma membrane
Molecular function (GO): vitamin transmembrane transporter activity
Source: RefSeq, a predicted model, not a curated record